Messenger RNA from Brassica rapa (field mustard), 3355 nucleotides. RefSeq names its product glucan endo-1,3-beta-glucosidase 11. Lineage: Eukaryota; Viridiplantae; Streptophyta; Magnoliopsida; Brassicales; Brassicaceae. The record is from RefSeq and is a predicted model, not a curated record. Gene Ontology annotation, molecular function: hydrolase activity, hydrolyzing O-glycosyl compounds. Gene Ontology annotation, biological process: carbohydrate metabolic process.
CACCUGAAAGGUGUUCGACGAAAUACCCGAGACAACUCUCCUAGGCUUUUAGUAUACUUUGCCAAAGACAUUUGUUGUUAAAGGUGCUAAGAUAGCUAAUAGACUUGUUAGUAAUGAUUGCUUUCAUAUUAUUCAACCAAAGACAUUUGAUGUUUGAGAUAUGUUAGCAAAUGAGCAUUCAUCUAGACAUAGAGCUUGCUUAGAAUUGUGUCUAGGCUUAAGGUCGAUAGUUUGAUCGAUCAUUUACCAUCCUUAGUUCGAUACUUGAUCACCCAAGGUCUAAUCCCUAUGCCCAUGAGUUCUCUUUUCCCUUAGUCAAGAAAGUAUCAUUAUGUUAUUGCUUUUUAGUUUUAGUCAUAGCUUAAAACUCAUCUAAAUCAUUGGUUGCACUUAGAUUAAGUGAGUACUUGCAUUCUCGGUGCUUUGAUAUCCCUCAGAACUGGUUCGACAAUCAUUUAUACUACAACAUUUAUCUUAGGAGCCUUGAAAACUCCUAACAUCACCGCUCUCGCUUCUACAUCUCCGCACCAGAAAUAUACAAACCCAAGGAGCCGCCAUCGCCAUCCUUCAUCGUCUGUCUCAUCCACCAGAUCCGAGACCACAAACCUAGAUCCCAAUCUCUAUCACGUGGAUUCCGACAUAGUCAAUGUCCUCAAACAAAGCACAAUAGCGAGAGUUUCCAACGAGCCACUAGGACCACAUAUUUGUUUAGAAGUCAAAGUGACUGACAACUAUUCGAAUCACAAGAGAAAAGAAGAAGAGUACAUCCAGACUUGCAAAAACCGAGACUGAUUCAUCUGUUAGGAGUGAUUGCCGACGAAAGAGAAGUGGAAGAGCGAUAUAAAAUUCGACAAGGUUGUUGGAGCGAACCUUUAAUUGUAUGUGUCUUACUUUAAUACCGGAUCAACAGAUAGAAUAUAUCAAACAAAAAAUUCAUAGAUUAAUUUUAUAGAAUUGCAUAGUUAAUUUUUAAUUUCAACCUAACUAAAAUUAAUGAAGAUGAUACUGUAAUCUCAUGCCAAAUACAACUGGAACAAAGAUAAAAAGAACUCUCUUAUUUUUUUUUUAAAAGGGAAUCUUUUAUUGUAAUUUUCACUAGAAGCAAAAGGUAAAUAUAAACUGAAGUUUAGAUCAUUAUUCCUCUUAUCAAUGUGAUGGUCUGAUUUCUACUCUUAUAUUUCAUUUUUUUCGUUCACCCAACUCCCAGAUUUGGGAUCCUCCAAUCUAUUAUAUUGCCAAAGCGGAAGACAUGUUAAGAUUUAAACCCCAUGGUGGCCAGUUCAAUUUUUUUUCUCACCUUUGCCUCGUCUGAAGAAAGUGUCUUCUUUAGGCCACUUUUCAAUUUUAUUUUUACUUUUGGCCUGACACAGUUGGCAAAUGUGUUGGAAAGAGACAAUCUGUAAGAUGUCAUUCUUUUUUUUGUGCUAGGAUCCAACAAUAUUUGAUGAAGCCCAUGUUUGCCUCACAAAAAAUGUUUUUGGCAAACACUAUCUACUUUUACAAUAGCAUCAACGGAUCCUAUUGCCAAACCUACCACCACUAGUAAAAUAACUAAUAAAACUAAAAAUAACAAUGUAUUCACUAUUAUUGUUAAAAUGAAUCAAUAUAGUCACUUUUUAUUUGAGAAGACACUAUGUCUAACAAAAAUAACAUACUAGGCAGGCAAAGUAAAGUAUACUUAUCCCCGAAUUAUAAUUUAAUAUAAUUUGCCCCCUACUUGGUCCCAUCUCAGUUCUUCUCUAUAAUAUCCCCACAUUUCAUUGCAUUUAUUCUCUUACAAAUAUUCUCACUCAGUCUGUAUCUCUUUCUCCUCCAAGUCUAAAUUGCUUAGCAGUGCGGCAAUGACCAACUCUAUUGUUCUUCUUCUAUUUUUCUUAACAUUCUUAGAACAUGGAUUGUUCUUUCAAAGGGUCUCCUCUCUUGGCAUAAACUACGGUCAAGUCGGUGACAAUCUUCCUCCACCAAACAAAGUUCUACAACUCUUGAGCUCACUCAAUAUUAACAAGACAAGAAUCUACGACACAAACCCUCAAGUCUUAACAUCAUUCGCCAAUUCCAACAUUGAGCUCUUCGUCACUGUCGAAAACGAAAUUCUUCCUAGCUUGGUCGACCCUCAAAAAGCUCUCCAGUGGGUCACGUCCCGUAUCAAACCCUACUUUCCCGCCACCAAGAUAGGCGGUAUUGCUGUCGGCAACGAACUAUACACCGACGAUGACUCAAGCCUCAUAGGGUAUCUUGUGCCUGCAAUGACGAGCAUUCAUGCUGCUCUGGUCCAAACUGGACUAGACAAGUACAUUCAAGUAUCGACUCCGAGUUCACUAUCACUCCUUCAAGAAUCUUACCCUCCCUCCGCCGGAUGUUUUAGGCCGCAAGUAGCCGGCGUAAUGACGCAGCUUCUAAGUUUCUUGCGUAGCACGAAAUCCCCUUUUUGGAUCAAUGCUUACCCUUACUUCGCUUACAAGGAUUCCCCGACAAAGAUCCCACUAGACUACGUACUCUUCAACCCUAACCCUGGGAUGGUUGACCCCUACACCAAGUACCACUACGACAACAUGCUCUACGCUCAAGUAGACGCUGUGAUCUUCGCCAUGGCAAGGCUUGGCUUUAAAGAUAUCGAGGUUGGGGUCUCGGAGACUGGGUGGCCGUCUAAAGGCGACGGAGAUGAGAUUGGGGCCACCGUGGCCAACGCGGCAGUUUAUAACAAGAAUCUUCUAAAGAGACAGCUUCAUGGUGAAGGAACGCCAUUGAGACCAAACAUGAGUCUUGAUGUUUAUCUCUUUGCUCUCUUCAAUGAAGACCUUAAACCAGGACCAACGUCUGAGAGGAACUAUGGACUGUAUCAGCCUGAUGAGACCAUGACUUACAAUGUAGGUUUAUUAUCAUCAUCAUCAACAUCAUCACAAUCAUCUACUUCAACUAAUUCUUUUAUGUCCAUCACCUCCUCUGCCUCCACGGCUAUAAAGGAGGGAAAUCAACGGCUGAUAUACUUGACAUGCGUUUAUUUGGUGGCCAUUCACAUGAUUAUUAGAAGACCGUACUAGAAGCAGAAACAAAAUCGCGAGUGCUUCUACGUGUAAAUAGAGAGAGAGAGAGAGAGAGAGAGAGAGAGAGAGAGAGAGAGAGAGAGAGAGAGUCCACUCAUGCGGUUCAUUUUUCAACGAGAAGAAUCAUAUUAUUUCCAAAAGUGUCUCAAAUUAUUCUUUGAAGAAAAACAAACAGAAAAUUUGUUCCGAGUGAUUAAUUAAUUAACUUGAGAAGGGGAGGCAGGACGCAAAGAGAAUCCAAUGUAUAAAAAGAAGCUGACGAAUGUUCAUAUUAUAAAUAUAUUGUUGUUAUUCAUAGACGCGGUUGAUUA